AUGCGAAAGGAGGGUGCACUUGAGGCUCAAACGGGUGCCGUCAUCACCAACUUCCGUGCUUCCGCCUCUUUCACCUUCAUUUGUUCUCCCCACAACCCCAGUCUCCUUCUCUUCACGCUACACAUCUCUCCUGGGACCCCCCGAAGGUUGAACUCUACCCUAUCGCGAUCAUUGACUCUGCCCGCCAUGCGGGAUAGCUCGCUCAAGCGCUCUGUAGGCGUGGACCUCACGCGAUCCAUCAAGGAGUCUCGUGUCCUCCUUGUUGGCGCAGGUGGGAUCGGCUGUGAGCUCCUCAAAAACCUCGUCCUGACCGGGUUCGGCGAAAUCCACAUCAUCGAUCUCGAUACAAUCGAUCUGAGCAAUCUCAAUCGCCAGUUCCUCUUCCGGCAUGAACAUAUCAAGAAAUCGAAGGCCUUGGUUGCAAAGGAAGUUGCGCAAAAAUUCCGCCCAGAUGCCAAACUUGAAGCCUACCACGCCAACAUCAUGGACCCCCAGUUCAACAUCUCCUGGUUUGGGUCUUUUUCAGUCGUCUUCAAUGCGCUUGACAACCUGGCCGCAAGACGUUAUGUGAACAAGAUGUGUCUUCGCGCAAACGUCCCACUAAUUGAGAGUGGCACCAUGGGCUUCAACGGCCAAGUCCAGGUCAUUAAGAAGUCGGAGACAGAGUGUUAUGAUUGCAAUGCCAAAGAAACGCCAAAGUCCUUUCCCGUGUGCACAAUCCGCAGCACUCCCAGCCAGUCUAUCCAUUGCAUUGUGUGGGCAAAAAGCUUCCUCUUGCCGGAUGACGAAACUGACAACUGGCCAGCAAACGAAAUCGAGGAGCUACGCAAGGAAGCCUUAGAAUUCAAGGCCUUGCGCGAGUCUAUUGGGACCGAAGAAGGACCCCAAAAGGUAUUUGAUAAAGUCUUCAAAGCAGAUAUAGAGCGAUUGCGCAGCAUGGAAGACAUGUGGAAGACCCGAAAGGCACCAGAACUUCUGGACUCAGUCCAGCUGCAAGAGCAAUCUGCAUCAAUUGAUAGCACGAUCUCCAAAAAGGAUCAAAGCGUAUGGUCCUUGGCAGAGAACUUCGCUGUGUUCAAGGACAGUUUCAAUCGUCUCAGCCAGCGCCUUAAGGCACUUCAAGCAAACACGACCUCAGACCAACCCUCUCCGAUUUUAACCUUCGACAAGGAUGACGAGGAUACCCUAGACUUCGUUGCAGCCACGGCCAACCUUCGAGCCGCGAUAUUUCACAUCGAACUGAACUCUAAAUUUGAAAUCAAGAGAAUGGCUGGUAACAUCAUCCCCGCUAUUGCUACCACCAACGCUAUGACGGCUGGGCUGUGUGUCCUCCAGUCAUUCAAAGUAUUCCAAAACGACUUGGCCCAUACAAAAACGGUAUUCUUGGAGAGAUCAGGUGCGCGAGCUAUCAACUCAGAAUCAUUGAACCCGCCAAACCCCAAUUGUGCGACCUGCUCAUUUGUGCAGGCUCGUGUAGAAAUCGACCCUGAGUCGGCAACCUUUGGGCACCUCGUUGAGAUUCUUGAGAAUGAGCUGGGCUAUAAGAAAGGAGUUUCGAUAUCCUUCGGCGACACCUUGAUCAUCGAGCCUGAAUUGGAUCCCGAAGAUUCUGAUUCCAGCUUAGAAGACAAUUUAGGAAAGAAGCUUUCACGGUUUGAAAUCGCGAACGAGAGCAUUCUUACGGUGAAAGAUGAGAAUGAUGAAGAAACGCGGGUUACCCUUGAGGUCUUGAUUCUUCACAAAACCGAUCCCUCGUCUGCGGACUCCUGUCCUGCAAAGCUUUUGGAGGUGGUGGAAAUUCCUUUGGAGCACAAGCAGCCAGUUCAACCUUCUCCCAGUAUGGCUGAGGAUUCUCUCGAUCUUGCCACUGUGGACGGCGCGUCUGUUAUUGGCAAACGAAAGCGUGAAGGGGAAGAUGACGGCGGCGAACGCAGUCCAAGGGGCUCCGGUGAACACAGCGCCAAGCGCCCUGCCAGUAAACCUGCAAUGGAUACGGAUACUAGUGAACCGAUCGUGCUCGACGAUGACGACGAAGAAGGCAUCAUCACCCUCGACGAUUAA
Penicillium olsonii is the source of this 2061-nucleotide messenger RNA. Lineage: Eukaryota; Fungi; Ascomycota; Eurotiomycetes; Eurotiales; Aspergillaceae. The record is from the annotation of a GenBank genome assembly.